AUGAGUCACUGCAGCAGCCGCGCCCUGACCCUGCUGAGCAGCGUGUUCGGCGCGUGCGGCCUGCUGCUCGUGGGCAUCGCGGUCAGCACUGACUAUUGGCUGUACAUGGAGGAGGGAACGGUGCUGCCGCAGAACCAGACCACGGAGGUCAAGAUGGCGCUGCAUGCUGGCCUCUGGCGCGUCUGCUUCUUCGCAGGCCGAGAGAAGGGUCGGUGCGUGGCCUCGGAAUAUUUCCUUGAACCGGAGAUCAACCUGGUGACGGAAAACACAGAGAACAUUCUGAAGACAGUGCGCACAGCCACCCCCUUCCCCAUGGUCAGUCUCUUCCUGGUGUUCACGGCCUUCGUCAUCAGCAACAUUGGCCACAUCCGCCCGCAGAGGACAAUUCUGGCCUUCGUUUCUGGCAUCUUCUUCAUCCUAUCGGGCCUCUCCUUGGUGGUGGGCUUGGUUCUUUACAUUUCCAGCAUCAAUGACGAGGUCAUGAACAGGCCCAGCAGCUCUGAGCAGUAUUUUCACUAUCGCUACGGGUGGUCUUUUGCCUUCGCUGCUUCCUCCUUCUUACUCAAAGAGGGGGCUGGCGUGAUGUCCGUGUACUUGUUCACCAAGCGGUACGCGGAGGAGGAGAUGUAUCGUCCGCACCCGGCCUUCUACCGCCCGCGUCUCAGCGACUGCUCCGACUACUCGGGCCAGUUCCUGCAGCCCGAGGCCUGGCGCCGCGGCCGCAGCCCCUCGGACAUCUCCAGCGAUGUAUCCAUCCAGAUGACGCAGAACUACCCUCCCGCCAUCAAGUACCCGGACCACCUGCACAUCUCCACCUCGCCUUGCUGA
This is a messenger RNA of Equus quagga, 828 nucleotides long. RefSeq names its product calcium voltage-gated channel auxiliary subunit gamma 7 (gene CACNG7). Gene Ontology annotation, cellular component: postsynaptic density membrane; AMPA glutamate receptor complex. The coding region runs from base 1 to 828 and encodes 275 amino acids. NCBI's taxonomy places the organism in Eukaryota, Metazoa, Chordata, Mammalia, Perissodactyla, Equidae. The record is from RefSeq and is a predicted model, not a curated record. Gene Ontology annotation, molecular function: channel regulator activity; voltage-gated calcium channel activity. Gene Ontology annotation, biological process: postsynaptic neurotransmitter receptor diffusion trapping; positive regulation of synaptic transmission, glutamatergic; transmission of nerve impulse. The transcript has 5 exons.